UGAAUGGGAUGCCAGAAAACGAAAAAUUAUCUAGGAGAUGCAAUGCGCAGGAUCCAAGUGACAAGUCCAGGAGUAGGUUGAGAUGAAAUGGUGAAAAUCAAUAUUGUGGAGUUCCUGUAUAAACGUUGUUAAACAACGCACGGCAACUUUCGUUUACAGUGAAAUAAGUUGGCAACGAAAACAGAAAGAAAAAGGGAAGGAGGUCGCACGAUCUUGAAAGAAUAGAAUGCAAUGAACCCAGUGCCAAAUCGUGACUUUAUGGAGGUGCAUCCGCUGCAUCAGCAUCAGCCUCAUUGUAAGCAGCAGUGUUUCGUGUUUACGGAGAUUGCGGAUAUCGAGCUGCCUGCCGAGAUCACAAAGUUUGGAGGUGGCAAUGAGAAAUUGCGGUGCUCCAAUGGAGGCAUACCGACCUCCUACAAUUGCAAAAAGGACUCUUGCAGCGAGUCUUCCGCUGAGCAUCCAGGACGUUCCCGAGGUCGCCGCAUUCUGGUGGGCAUUUGCCUUGUCCUAGUCUGCAUUGCCAUGGCCGGUGGUAUACCGUUAGCACUUCAGUUGCGCUCCUCGUCGCUGCUGGAGGCACGCUUGGCAUUCAUACGACGCUUGUUGACCGAAUCGCCGCUUAUCGAGGGCUCCUGGAAGCCGCCAAGUGACAUCAAAAUGAAUGCCAGUGGCUUAGCCGACAUCCGCCAGAACCAUAUCGGUGCCGUGCUCUGGCCCAUCGCUGUCCACUGUGGUGCCCAGUAUCUGGAUGCAGUUCAGCUCGCCCUGGAGGGCAUCGAUGAAGCCAAACGUAUUACAGCUGCCACAAACUCGAUGCAUAUUGUCGAGUCUGCCGACGAAAUGGAGCAGACCCACAUCAGGGGCGAGGUGGCUGUCCUAAUGGGUAUUGGUGGAGGUCAUGCCUUGGGCACCAGCCUCGCCGUACUGCGCUCCAUCUAUUUGCUGGGCGCUCGCUUUGUCUCGGUUACUAGCCUGGAAUGCACAACUCCGUGGGCUGCCGCUGCCAUACGGAGACGGGAUUAUCUCAUCGAGGAAAACGCUACAAAUUCGCUCAACGAAUUCGGAAAGACAAUGCUCUACGAAAUGAACCGCCUGGGAAUGCUAGUGGAAAUAUCCCAGCUCAGCGAAGCGGCAAUGGUUAUAGCCCUACGGACCGCCAAGGCACCGGUUCUCCUAAUGAAUGCCGCACCGCUUUCCUUGUGUAAUAGCACAAAUGUGGCUUCCAUUCCUGAUCAUGUGCUCAGCCUGCUACCGGAAAAUGGAGGAGUAAUUUUGCUGAACCUAGAGCGAUGUGGUGAUAGACAAAUCAGUGUACGAGAGGCAAUACUUGCCAUUAACUAUGUCCGAAAGGUGGCGGGCGUGGACCAUAUUGGAUUGGGCGGUGCUCCCAAGAGCUAUGCCCUAUUGCUGGCCGAGUUGGCUCGAGAUCGUGUAUGGGGAAAUGCCGCUAUCAAAAAGUUGGUUGGUGGAAAUGUCAUGAGGAUUCUACGCGAAAUCGAGGCCCUGAAGAAUCGUAUGCCUCUAUAUGAAGAGUGGAUUCCCAAUGAGUCGAUUGAAAGCAAUUCAUAUUGCCGUUAUCCAGAGUCGUAAAGUAUAUCACACUAAUAAAUUUGUUUGUUUACUAAAAGAUAGAUAAAUAAAUCAAAAGAUUAUGUAGUUGAAAACUA
Drosophila innubila is the source of this 1667-nucleotide messenger RNA. Its product is annotated as dipeptidase 3. Bases 232 to 1590 code for a protein of 452 amino acids. Gene Ontology annotation, biological process: proteolysis. NCBI's taxonomy places the organism in Eukaryota, Metazoa, Arthropoda, Insecta, Diptera, Drosophilidae. The record is from RefSeq and is a predicted model, not a curated record. The transcript is spliced from 3 exons. Gene Ontology annotation, molecular function: metallodipeptidase activity.